This is a messenger RNA of Chaetomium fimeti, 622 nucleotides long. RefSeq lists its product as uncharacterized. The record is from RefSeq and is a predicted model, not a curated record. Lineage: Eukaryota; Fungi; Ascomycota; Sordariomycetes; Sordariales; Chaetomiaceae. The transcript has a single exon. Bases 198 to 569 code for a protein of 123 amino acids.
CGGCGAAUGCCAUGACACUCUGUGGUCUCGUGGGCGGUGGCACCACUAUUCCCGGCGUGGUGCUCCAACUGGCUCCCCCGUGGUUGGGGUAAGAAGUGGGAGACUCCUAAGCGGAAGUUCCCUUCGCCCCGGUCCAAUCCCCAAAUGAACAUCAGCUGUGUGCUUCUGGCGAGUGAGGAAUCACGCCAGAAAACAGAAUGUGCAGCUCAAAACCCAUAUUGGAUGUCACCGUUGCUCUCACCAUUUCCCUUUCGUCUGCAAAGGUGCAGCAGCUGUGGACAUCUCGGAGAAUGAAGGGUCUCUUUGCUCCACAGACCUCCGGCAAGCCUGGCGAUUCGCCCUUGGGGAGGACCUCGACCUUGUCCUUGCCCUUGUCGCUCUCUCUUCGGUCCGUCCCCGGCUCGCUCCCCAUGUCGAGAUCGCUGUGGGGGAUGAGCCACCCCGGAUCGGCUGCACUGCCGAAGCCUGCCGGCAUCUGCUUGCUUUUCCUUUUUGUUCUCUCGUUCGCGAUCGCGAUCGGGGAGAGCACAAAAAAAGAAAAAAAAGGAAAAAGAAGGAUGGGAAUCUGAGAUUCGUGAUUACGGGUUCACCUGAAACCGAGAUUUGCGAUCCACACACCCGC